Molecule: messenger RNA, 474 nt
Organism: Microthlaspi erraticum
Lineage: Eukaryota; Viridiplantae; Streptophyta; Magnoliopsida; Brassicales; Brassicaceae
Source: the annotation of a GenBank genome assembly
AUGUGUAUGCUGUGGAAGCGUCAGAAAUGGCUAGAUAUGCCCUUGGCACAAGUGUAUGUGGUCAUCAAAGGGAAAACUGAGGAUGUUGAGUUGCCUGAGAAGGCCGAUGUUUUGAUCUCUGAACCAAUGGGCACCCUAUUGGUCAAUCAGAGGAUGCUGGAAACAUAUGUUAUUGCUUGCUGGGGACCGUUUUCUGUCUCCGAACGGAAAAAUGUUUCCCGCAGUCGGAAGGCUUUCUUUUGGCAGCAACAGAACUAUUAUGGAGUUGAUUUGACACCUCUAUAUGGAUCAGCACACCAGGGUUAUUUUUCCCAGCCUGUGGUUGAUGCAUUUGAUCCGAGAUUAUUGGUGGCUCCCUCGAUGUCUCAUGUGAUAGAUUUCACUCGGAUGAAGGUAUGGCUAUCCGGUUCCACAGUUUUCCUUGCAUUUGACGAACUCAUUUUGGUUUCAUAUUUAUGGAAUCUCUAUGUGUAG